AUGACCGCCCCGAGCGAUACCGAGGGAUACACUGGAGGGCAAGGAGAUUCCCCUGAUUCACCCGACCGCAACCAUCAGCGCAACCUCAUCGACGACCACAAUCACAAUCAAGGACAAGAUGAUGGAUACAGCCAGGGACAUGUAACCGGGACAGGGUUACAUCCGCUUCACCAGUCACAAAGCCAUUACUCUCGCGCCUCUUCGCGCCGUGCCUCAGCCGCGCCCCUCAACUACGAUGUGCCAGACGACUAUGCACACCUUGAGGCAUCCAAUAUAUCGCCAGUCCAGAAUCCAGACGAGGAUCCCAUCACUCGCCUUGACACUCUAGAGCGGGUCAGGACUCGCGAUAGGGACUACCUUCGGGAACAAAGACGGAAACCACUACCACCACAAGAGCCCGAGUCAUCAGCAGAAGACUACGAAAGAGAAAAGCAAGCCGGUGUCGUUGCCAAAAGACAAAAAGUCUCGCGCCUCGCCACCGAACUCUACACCAUCUCGUACCUCAUCUUCUUCUCCCUCCUCGGCACCCUCGCCAGACUGGGCUUACAAGCCCUCACCUCUGCCUACCCACAAUCACCCAUUAUCUUCCCCUCGAUAUGGCCCAACUUUGCCGGCUGUGUGGUUAUGGGCUUCCUGGCUGAGGAUCGCAUGCUCUUCCGGCCAGACUGGGGCCAACAACCCAACCCCAAGAAAGAUGACGAUGAUGAUGAAGAAGCCAACAUCGACCCAGCAGCAGCCAAGAAAGCUCACAUGGCCCUGAAAAAGACCAUCCCGCUCUACGUCGGUCUCGCAACCGGCUUCUGCGGCUCUUUUACUUCCUUCUCCUCCUUUAUCCGGGACAUCUUUUUGGCGCUUUCCAACGACCUCGCUGCCCAUGGUAGUGCUGCCCCCGUCUCCCGAAACGGCGGUUACUCCUUCAUGGCCCUACUCGCCGUCAUUAUAACCACCAUCUCCCUCUCCCUCUCUGGCCUUUUUGUGGGUGCCCAUCUCGCCAUCGCCAUCGCCACCCUCUUCACCCGUUUCGAUUUGGGACUGCCCUACACAUUCGUUGGUCGUAUCCUCGACCGUCUCAUCGUCCUUUUGGGGUUCGGUUGCUGGCUAGGCGCCGUGUUGCUGAGUAUCUGGCCACCCGACCGCCACUCUGCUCAACCAGAAAAAGAGCGCUGGCGCGGCACGGCAACCUUUGCCCUCGUCUUUGCUCCAUUGGGCUGUCUCACGCGGUUCUACGCCUCGGCGCAUCUCAACGGACGGCUGCCCAGUUUUCCGUUGGGGACUUUUGUGGUGAACAUGCUAGGCACGGCGGUCUUGGGCAUGGCGUGGGACUUGAACCACGUGCCGAGCUUGGGAGGAGUGGUGGGGUGUCAGGUGCUGCAAGGUGUGGCGGAUGGGUUUUGCGGGUGCUUGACGACGGUGUCCACGUGGGUUUCCGAGUUGGCGGCGUUGAGGCGGAGACAUGCCUAUGUUUAUGGGGGUGCGAGUGUGGGCGGGGGGUUGGCGUUGAUGGUGGUUGUUAUGGGGAGUUUGCGGUGGACGGAGGGGUUUGGUGAAGUGAAGUGUAUUUCUUGAGGUGACAGGUGCAAUGGUAGGUAAUGGAUGCAUGAUAAGGGGUUGGUGGUUGUUAAAAGUUGGGCGUUUGUCACUGGGUGCAUAUGUAGUUCGUCCAUGGCAAGAAUUGUUGGAUGAGCCAACAGCAAUGAUCUGCUAAAUAAUAUUUCAAUGUUUGGAAUAUAUUACC
This is a messenger RNA of Neurospora tetrasperma FGSC 2508, 1735 nucleotides long. RefSeq lists its product as uncharacterized. Gene Ontology annotation, biological process: fluoride transmembrane transport. The record is from RefSeq and is a predicted model, not a curated record. Gene Ontology annotation, cellular component: membrane. Gene Ontology annotation, molecular function: fluoride transmembrane transporter activity. The transcript has a single exon. The coding region runs from base 1 to 1566 and encodes 521 amino acids. NCBI's taxonomy places the organism in Eukaryota, Fungi, Ascomycota, Sordariomycetes, Sordariales, Sordariaceae.